AUGGAUAUGCAUGGCCAUUCUCAGCAUGAUUCUGGAAAACUAGAACAAAUUAUUUCCCAGUUUCUAUUGAAGAGCUUGCACAUCAUUUUGGACUCUAGGAUUCCUUCUCUUCAUCCCCAUGAUCGGAGUGGGGACCUUUCUUCCAUUUCUCCUGUUAAAAAGAGCGACAAAUGGUUCAAUUUAGUUCUUGGAGACCGCCCUGCUGCUCUAGAUAACUUGAAUUUUUGGCACAGAAAUCUUAUGGAUCCAAUGAUAAUUGAUGUAAUACUUGUUCACCAAACUUCUCCUGCAUCUUCAUCUAUGGACAAUCUGUAUGCUGAGCCUGGGACAUCUGUCGAGACAGUUAUAGAGAGGUGGGUUGUUCACUAUGAGUCCCUGCGGGUUAUGCCUCCCCAAACUGGUGAAAGUUCCGCCUCCUACAAGAAGACAUAUAAGAAGUCAAUCAUACUUUUACGCUCUCUUUAUUCCCAUAUGAGGCUUCUCCCAGCAUAUCGGAUCUUUCGCCAGCUAAGCUCAUCUAAUCAAUCUUACAAUUUCGAUAUCAUCUACAAAGUUUCUUCAUUUUGCGAACCCUUCUCUAGGGCAGAUGAGGAAGUAAUGAAGGAGCUCAGUUUUGUCCCUGUUGAGGCCCUGCCUGGCCGCCUUUGUGUAUCCGUGACCUAUCGUUCAACACUACUAUCUGAUUUCAAGCUUGAGCCCGUCACAACGAUGCCACCAAAGAUUAUAAUGGACUAUGUUGGUAGCCCUACCACUGAUCCUCUUAGGUCUUUCCCCUCUUCAGAGAAGGGAGUUGGUGCUACAUCCUUUCCACUGAUAGGAAUGCAGACUCCUGUUUCUUCUCCUUUUCAACGCCCGCAUAGCUGGUCAAGUGGUUACCAUAGAGCAGCUCAUCUGAUGAACCAACCACUGGGUGGAUCACCACCAGCUUAUCGCACAUCUCGCAUGUCAUGUGAUUUUCCAUCUCCUCCUACUGAUAUCUAUGGUCAUAGAGCCCAAAACUAUAGACCACCAACUCCUCAAAAGGGUAAUUGUUAUGAUGAGUACCAGCUUUCCCCUCCAUUCUCACCAUUGAUGUCCCCUUCUACCCCAACACACUUCUACAGUGGUAGUCCUGUGCUAGCUCACGUUACUUCAGAAACUGCCCCUGUAACCAUUCCAUUUCCUAUAUCAGGCAGAAGUUCUAGGUACCUUUCUCCUAACUUUUCUGAUUCAAGCAGGCAUUCUCUUCCACCUUUAUCUCCCAGAAGCACAAGGCACGACUCGUCAUCACAGGAGUCUCCCUCUGGAAUUCGAUCAAUCAAGAAAUCAGAAGCUAUAAGGUUUUCAGAGUUAAACUCUGGCAACGUAAAUCAUUGUUCUGGUCAAAAGCUGCUCAAAGAUAGCAAAGAUGAUUCGGGGCGGUUCUCAGGAUUGUUAUCUUCUAGCGGCUCUCCACGCUUUGGUUUUUCUAGAAGUUCAAGUAGAUUAUCUUUCCAAGACGACUUAGAUGAUGAUGAUUUCUCGUGUCCUUUCGAUGUUGAUGAUGUUGAUACAUCAGAUUCCCAUGCCAGUCAGAACCUUGAUGGCAAGAAAAAUCUGGAGUCCAGUUCCCACACUGCAUCAAUAGGGAAAAAAUCCCAAGAUGCUGCUGUGGGUAUCCUUGUUCACAUGCUGAGGACAGCUCCUCCCCUGCGUCAAGAUCCAAGUUGUUACUCAUCCCAGUCCUUGAGGACUGACAUCGAGGAAGGGAUUGGCACAGCUUCUGGGUUUUUUAUGCCAAGAAAGACAGCAGAUGCACUGGAAGAGCUCAGGAGUUACAGAGAUAUGAAAGACUUGCUACUCUCUAAGAGUGGAACUCGGGUUACACUAAUUGCUGCCUGCUACUCUACAAUCAUAUCAUGCAUCCGAAAUGAGGAGAAUAUAAUUGAAGAAAAUGGAUUCUUUUGCCGAGUGUCCCUUUUGUCAUCUAACCCUUCCUCCGUCACAACUUCAAAGCAAUAUAUAUUCGAUGGUGGAUGCAGGCAUGCCAACAGCCACUUUGAAAAGGAUGAUGAUGCUGUUGUUGUUGACACUGAAAAGGAUGAGCAACUUGCAAGGGACCUGAAAUUGGCCCAACAACUUUCUAUUGCUCCCCCAUCUUCUACAUCCACACUCCAAGAUAACAACACUAUGGGUGAGAAGAUUUCUUGUUUGAUUGCUUUGCAGAAUAGGAGCUCCUUUUACCAUGUCAAAACCCCUGGUGGUUUGAUCUCCUUGCUGUCCAACUGUUUCGAACUAGAUGCUGAUGCUAGGUACUCCACGGUCUUAUUGUCUGGCUAUGUUGACCACUUUCAGACCUUGCAUUCUGAAGAUGUUGGAUGGGGUUGUGGUUGGCGCAACAUUCAAAUGCUUAGCUCCCAUUUGCUUUCCCAUAGACAAGAUGCCAGAGAGGUUUUGUUCGGUGGGUCUGGUUUUGUCCCUGAUAUUCCCUUUCUUCAGAGGUGGCUUGAGAUUGCCUGGGAAAAAGGUUUUGAUCCCCUUGGCUCUCAUCAUUUCAACAAUUCUGUCUAUGGUUCUAAACAUUGGAUUGGGACUACUGAGUGCGCUGCCCUUUUUCGCUCUUUCGGCCUUCGUGCUAGGAUUGUUGAUUUUGGUCCUAAGGAAUUGCAAAGCUUUUUUCUUUCUGUUCCCGGUACUAGUCUUGCCUCACCUGUUAUGACAGCGAAUGCAGGAGGCAAGAGAAAAGCCUUCCAAGUUUAUGGACCCAUGGAUAGAUAUCUGCUGGGCCGAAAUGGUGCUGUUUCGCAGCUAGAUUCCGUUGUGAAUGACAAGUCUCAGUUGUCUACCGGCUACAUGGCUGGUGGAAGUGAUCAUUCUGUGGCUAAUAAAUUUCCAAGGAAGAAUGAGGGUCAUAAGGUUCUCCUCGAUUGGGUGUGGAAUUAUUUUUCAGAGGAAAGCUUAACCAUGUCUGCCCAAAACCAACAUGUUGUCAUUACCAACAGACCACCCUUGUACUUCCAACAUGAUGGUCACUCAAGAACUAUUGUUGGGAUUCAAGUAAGACGUCAAGAGAAUGCAGUGCUGCAGUACAACCUCUUGAUUUUGGACCCUGCUCAUAGAACUGUAGCUCUAGAAAGAUCACUUAAAGAAAAUGCUGGAUGGAAGAAGCUAAUUAAAAGAGGAGUUCAUACAUUGAAGAAGCCCCAGUACCAGUUGUGCUACAUUGAUCCCGGGAUAGCAAUUGGAGAUGAGAUGGAGCAGCUCAAGAAAAUAGAUAGUGUCUUCAUUGAAUUUUAG
Molecule: messenger RNA, 3255 nt
Organism: Dovyalis caffra
Lineage: Eukaryota; Viridiplantae; Streptophyta; Magnoliopsida; Malpighiales; Salicaceae
Source: the annotation of a GenBank genome assembly